GCUCCGAGGCCCCGGCCGCCCUCAGCGCCCCGCGGCCCCCUCUCGGGCGCCCUCCCUGCCCGUCGUCCUUCUCCGUCCCCCACCGCAUCCUGGGGACCGCUGUCCCGCCUGGCUCGGCCGGGACGCUGCCCCCUCGGCCGCGCCCCCUGCGCAGCGGCAACUUUUCCGGGCCCGGGGGAAGUGACGGGCCGGGACUCAUGGAGGAGCCCCCGCGCCACCAGGGCGAGGAGGGCGGCGCGGAGGAGGACGAGGCCGGCCCCGAGGGCGCCCUGGGCAAGAGCGCCUUCCAGCUGACGGCCGAGGACGUGUACGACAUCUCCUACGUGGUGGGCCGCGAGCUGAUGGCGCUGGGCGGCGACCCCCGCGUGGCGCGGCUGCAGUUCACGAUCGUCCGCGUGCUGGAGAUGCUGGAGGCGCUGGUGACCGAGGGCGGCCUGGCGGCCGAGGCGCUGCGGCGGGAGCGGGACAGCCUGCGGCGGGAGGUGGAGGGGCUGCGGAGCGGGGGCGCUCCCGCCGGCGCGGGGGUGAACCUGGGACCAGACAAAAUGGUGGUGGACCUGACAGAUCCCAACCGGCCCCGCUUCACCCUGCAGGAGUUGAGGGACGUGCUGCAGGAGCGAAACCAGCUUAAGUCACAGCUGCUGCUGCUGCAGGAAGAACUGCAGUGCUACCGGAGUGGCCUGCUCCAACCAAGAGAAGCAACAGGAGGAAGAGAAAAAGAUGGUGUGGUUGGCAGAUCCAGUGGUGCCACAGAGGAGAAGACCAUCAUGAGGAAGCUGUUUUCUUUCCGGUCAGGGAAGCAGACCUAACCUGAUGGCCAUGAGCAAAGCAGCCUCCGGCUUGAGAAGACAAUCAAGGCAGCUUCCAGAAUCAUCUCUGUGUUCCAUGCACCCACAUGAGGCUUGCACGUGUCCCCAGAAGCAGUCCGAGGAGGAAGGGGCCGGGCUCUCUGGCUUCUGGGCUGCAGAACAGGGCAAGGAACACACACGGGGCUUCCUCUUGCCUGGCCUGCGUGUGCACACAGACCUGGCCACCGCUGGUCCUAGUCUUCAGUGUGCCAGGAAGCGCGACUCACUUCCGAGUCGUGACUCCACUGGUGGUGAGCGAACAGGCCUUCACUUGACUUUCUUUACAUCACUUUGUAUUAAAAUGACCUUUAUACUUUUA
Molecule: messenger RNA, 1167 nt
Organism: Dipodomys spectabilis (banner-tailed kangaroo rat)
Lineage: Eukaryota; Metazoa; Chordata; Mammalia; Rodentia; Heteromyidae
Gene: Rilpl2
Product: Rab interacting lysosomal protein like 2
Exons: 4
Coding region: 198-809 (203 amino acids)
Biological process (GO): cilium assembly
Cellular component (GO): cytoplasm; ciliary basal body
Molecular function (GO): protein dimerization activity
Source: RefSeq, a predicted model, not a curated record